This is a messenger RNA of Striga asiatica, 654 nucleotides long. The record is from the annotation of a GenBank genome assembly. NCBI's taxonomy places the organism in Eukaryota, Viridiplantae, Streptophyta, Magnoliopsida, Lamiales, Orobanchaceae.
AUGACUAAAGCAGACUCAGGUGAAAGGUUAACCCUUUCUCCCGUGAAUAAUGCACAGUAUACAUAUCGAAUAGUAGAUCCCGUAGGAGAGUCUAUUUAUGAACGACCAGUUGAGGCGCGGCAACGAACUCAUGACCAGAGCUCGUUUCUCCUGUUGAUAUCUCUGACUGAUGCAUGGAAAGUCUCUCCUUUAGGUCUUGUCUUUCAUGGCCCCUGUUCCCGAGUUGGUAGUUUGAGAGCUGAUUACCUAGGGCGAUUCCUGUCGGCCGGAUCGGUUAAAGGCAGAGGCAGAAAGGGCAGCAAAGGAGCUACUAUAGUAAUUAAAUUACCCCGCUGUGGAUCAAAAGGGGCGCAGGGGUGGCGCAGAGGAGACAGGACAGAUAGUUCCUGGGCAGUAUCAACUAUGACUCUGAUAGAUAACGCGAGAAAAGAAGGGCAUUCUUCGGACUUGAAAGCAGGGUUCGUUCCUAGCCUAGCCGCACUAAUUAAUAACCACAGAUGUGGAAGUCUUACUCUCUCUUCUUCCGGACUGAAACAAGACUGGCAGCUACUUUGGCUGCUAUUUCCUCUCAUCUUGACCAAAAGAAAGACUCGCAUCGAACAUCAAGGUCAAUUACAUCGAGCCUCAUCCGAGACAAAAGAAAAAGACCGAUGA